Messenger RNA from Alosa sapidissima (American shad), 4463 nucleotides. It is a transcript of the gene pex5lb, whose product is annotated as peroxisomal biogenesis factor 5-like b. The record is from RefSeq and is a predicted model, not a curated record. Gene Ontology annotation, biological process: protein import into peroxisome matrix, docking. The transcript is spliced from 14 exons. Gene Ontology annotation, cellular component: peroxisomal membrane; cytosol. NCBI's taxonomy places the organism in Eukaryota, Metazoa, Chordata, Actinopteri, Clupeiformes, Clupeidae. The coding region runs from base 302 to 2101 and encodes 599 amino acids. Gene Ontology annotation, molecular function: protein binding.
CGCAUCGUUUCUCAGCUUCCUUGAAAAGACAAAUCAGCACAUUGCAUGGCUUAACGUAACGAACGGGAUCCGGUGUGGUGUGUUAUACUACAGUUCCACCAGGCAGUCCUCGCCUCCCAUGUGCACCCAGUUGGAUAUCAUAACAGGACGGCUAGAGACGUUCAGCACCACAGUUGAGGAGAGCUCCUAUUCUGCCUCCCUUCACCUCAUUAUUUUUCCUGUGCAGGUAGCGAAGUGCUCAUCAAGCAUUUACUGAAAAACUAACGGAGGCUAAAUAACUAACGAAUCUUUUCGACUGAAUAUGUACCAGGGGCAUUUGCAGGGGAAAGACUCUAGGGUUGUUGCCAUGGUGCUGAAGGAGCUACCAAGUAAGGCAUCCUCAGAAGCAAACGCCCUCCUCACCGUGACAACCAAGCUGGCGAGUGAGCAACAAGAGAGCCGCCCCCUUCUGAGCCCGUCCAUCGACGACUUCCAGACGGAGACUAAGAGUGAUGGAGCCAGCCGGCCGGUCACCUCCAACACAGCAGUUCUGUCCACAGCGUUGGACUUAGUGGACCUGAGUGAGACCACGGAGAGGAGAUGGAGCUGGGACCGGCGGAGCCCCCUGGGCGCGCGGAGAGAGGGACGCAGGUGCAGCCCGCGCCGCAAGAAGCCCGACGAGACGGAGCUCAUCCAGGUGGAGACGGAGCCACUCUCCCCCGGACCUCUGAACCCGGAGCGGAUCUCUCUGGACUCAGUCAGCGGGUCGUCUCCCAAGGAGAGGUGGGAGGAGGUGAGUCUGCGGCCCGACAGCGCCUUAAACGGACCCAGGAAGUGGAGAUACGAGAAGAAGAGGUGCACUUCGCACCACUCCUCCAGCGAGAUGCUCUGGUCGGCAGAGUUCAAGACGGAUCCGUCCAGCAAGCAGACCCUGGAUCUGAACAUGAGCACCGAGUCUGACCCUGGACCCUCUCCUCAGCAGAGGCAGAGGCUGGGCAGGUCUCUUCUGGCCAGGAACGCAUCCCUGGAGGAGGAAUUUGUACGAGCCAAGGCAGCCGUGGAGUCAGACACAGAAUUUUGGGAUAAGAUGCAGGCAGAGUGGGAGGAACUUGCCCGCAGAAACUGGCUGGACAAUCCAGACAAUGAAGGUCUCAUUCCGCUCAAUGUGUCGCCCAAUGAGUCGGGUUACUAUUUUCAUACCAAUAAUCCAUACAAGGAAUGGCCCAAUGCUUUUGAGGAGGCUCUGCAGAAGUGCAGGGAGGGGGAUCUGAACACCGCCGUGCUGCUGCUGGAGGCUGCCAUUCUACUCGACCCACAGGACUCUGAGGCCUGGCAGGUGCUGGGAACCACACAGGCGGAGAAUGAGAACGAGCAGGCUGCCAUUGUCUGCCUCCAAAGAUGUCUGGAGCUUCACCCAAAUAACCUGACCGCCCUGAUGGCACUGGCCGUCAGCUUGACCAACGCCAGCCUGCAGCAGGACGCCUGUGAGGCUCUGCACCGCUGGAUCCGGCACAACCCCAAGUACCGGCACCUGCUGCAGAACCGCAGCCCGCUGGACGGCUCGCCCCUGCCCCAGCGUCGGGGCUCGCCUAUCUCUCCGCUGGCCUGCUCCCAGCUGGUGGAGGUGAAGGAGCUGUUCCAGGAGGCCGUCCAGCAGAACACGGAGGAUGUGGACCCAGACCUGCAGACGGGCCUCGGCGUGCUCUUCAACCUCAGCUCCGAGUUCGACAAGGCUGUGGACGCCUUCAACUCGGCCCUGUCAGUGCGGCCGGAGGACUACCUGCUGUGGAACCGGCUCGGGGCCACACUGGCUAACGGGGACCGCAGCGACGAGGCGGUGGAGGCCUACACCCGCGCCCUGGAGCUGCAGCCCGGCUUCAUCCGCUCCCGCUACAACCUGGGGAUCAGCUGCAUCAACCUGGGCGCUCACAGGGAGGCUGUGAGCAACUUCCUGACCGCACUGCACCAGCAGAGAAAGAGCAAGAGCCACCAAAUCAUGUCCAGUAACAUCUGGGCUGCCCUACGCAUCGCCCUGUCUCUGAUGGACCUUCCAGAGCUCCUACACGCAGCCAGCCUUGGGGACCUGGACCUUCUCAUGAGAGCCUUCAAUGUGGACAUGUGAUUGCAUGGGCUCCACGGAAACAGGUCUGGAACACCAGCCAUGACCCCAAUACGAACUCUAUUUCCCACCAUGCACUUUUAACUUGGUUGUUGGCCAUGAGAGAGAGGAGGACACAUGCAGCAUGUCCCUGUGGGAAGCUUUGACAUUUGCACAGUAUGGUGAAUGCCACAGAUGAGCACAAGACAGGGGGUGGAGUUGGGGGGGGAGGGGGCUGAGAGGUGAGAGCCAGUCCACCACAGAGGGAAAGCACAAUGUUAUUCUAUGAUACGACCAUUUUCUAAGGUCAUUAGGGUCAUUAGAUGACUAUAAAUGUUGCAUAACACAACAUCAAUAUAUCUAUUUUUUGGUCUUACUUAAAAGUGUACACAUAAAAACUCUAGUUACUCUAGUGGCUCACAGAUAAGUGUCUGUGGCUCCUUGACAACACAGACCUCACAUUCCAGUGAAGAGAAACUCUCCAGUGGAGCACCUGCAUGGCAGACCCAUGGUCCACUACAGGAACCUGAAAUUCAACACUCAGAAUUCACAAAGCUUUAGCAUGGAGUCGCUUUUAGCUCCACUCUGGCUGAUGUUAACUGGACGAGCAAUGGGAUUACUCAGUGGAGAGCAAUGAGUAAUGUAAGUCAAAAAGCCUGUCCUCUACAACUUUAACUCAUACAGUGUCAAAUGACUUUAUGACAUUAUUUAUUUUGUCUCCGUUGAAAAACCCUCAAUGCUACUACUUGCAAGCCUCAAGCCUUUCUUAAUCUGAUCUGUGGGUGUCCUUGGUGAAGGGCCCUUUGUGCCAUGUGAGGGUUCUUUAUGAGCACAGGCCUGGCACAGAAAUGUUUUGAAGCACCUAUGAACAACAUUGUUUCUCUAAGAAUAGAGCCAGUCACCCUCUCAGGCAGCCGUGACUCGCUCCUCGGUAUGAUGCCGCACACUCUCAAAACACCCCAACAGGGUGUGCCCUUGAUGCCAUCUGAUCUGACUGUCGGUGUGCACCUGUCUGAUGUAAGGGACAAACCAACUCAAUACAAAGAGGGGAUCAGGCUCAACGACGAGCACCAGGGGAAAUGUGAUUCUCCGGACCGAAACAUUUCUGUUCUGACUUGAGAUUAACAAGUCAUGAUUAUACACAUGUGAGGAAUGGUAGGGGAUAAGACACUUGAUGAGUUUGGUUCAGUGAUCUGCAUGAAUGAUUGCCAUGUUUUUAGAUGACGCAUGAUUUUAUUCUCCCUUAAAAAAUCCUAUGCAAAGAUCCUUUUUUUUAAUUCUGUCUUUAGCUAAUUGGACCAAAAAGCACUUAUUUUCGAAGGUAACCCGUCUUGAGACAUUCCUUGGAUGUUUUGAAAUUAUGCUAAGUGACUAUGCACUGGACAGUGAGGGGUUUCCCUUUUCCAGUGAUAUUUUUGAGCUAUUGAAAGUGAGCAGAAAACACAAAUACUUAACCAGAAUAUUAAACAUAUUUCAGAUGUGAAACCUCAAUGUUACUGAUAAGUUUCUUCUGCAUUUUAUGUUUGAGAAAUAUUUCUGCCUGUGUUCUGUAACAUCAGAGUGAUCUCAUCAACAAAAAUGUUAUUAGUUUGCAUGUAGAAAAAGAUAUGUCUUUAUUUGAUGCUGCACUUUUUUGCUCCAUCUUGAAAUUCUAUGUGCACAUCAUUCCAAAUGCACAAAAGGAUAUAGAAUGUUUGUUGAAACAUACUAAAAGAACUAUUAUAUAUCUGUUAUGGUCAAAUGUCAGACACCACAAGUGUAGUUGAAGGCAUUUUCAUUACAGGUUGCGUAUGAUACCGUAUUAACCAAAUGCAGUAUAGUAACAUUCUAGGUACCCAAUACAGGUCCUGACCCCUAAGACUAUAGUCUAUAGUCCAGCUGUCCACACAUGUAAAUAUUAUCUUGUUGUGUGUGUGUGUGUGUGUGUGUGUGUGUGUGUGUGUGUGUGUGUGUGUGUGUGUGUGUGUGUGUGUGUGUGUGCAUGCAGGUUGGCUUGCUGGCUUGUUUUCCCAUAGAUAUAGCUUUUAGAAUAAUCUAAAAUGUAGCUAAUGUUUUAAAAGGGAAAACAUAAUUUCAUCAUAAUCACUGAGAGUAAUAAACGAAUACAAUAGUUUUGAUGAUGAAAUAUUAAAUUAUACUAAAAUCUUUUACAUCUUUUACGUCAAAUUUACUGGGUACCUUUCAUCUGAAACAAUUUAGUUAAUCUGCAAUGUCAUGCAUAUUCCAGCAUCAGGAUACCUAUAUCAAAUUUUACAAUUGUUAAGUGUGUGCAUGUAUACCAACAACUGAAUUUCUCAAAUAUCACUUUCCUAUAUAAGUAGCCUACUUCUGUACAGGCAACUAUAAAUAUCUGUAUGAACUAAAUGCUUAUUAAACUAUUAUAAUA